Molecule: messenger RNA, 138 nt
Organism: Acaulospora morrowiae
Lineage: Eukaryota; Fungi; Glomeromycota; Glomeromycetes; Diversisporales; Acaulosporaceae
Source: the annotation of a GenBank genome assembly
GCAGUUCAGGAAGAAGAAAUCCCCCAGGACAAAUCAACGAUACAACCAACCGAGAAAAUUGAAUCAACCCAGCGUCAAGAUGAUUAUUCAAUAAAUGUAGAGGAGAAAUUAAAUGCCGACGAAUUAUAUCGCGCUGCC